This is a messenger RNA of Pyrus x bretschneideri (Chinese white pear), 7120 nucleotides long. Its product is annotated as squamosa promoter-binding-like protein 1. Gene Ontology annotation, molecular function: DNA binding; protein binding. The record is from RefSeq and is a predicted model, not a curated record. The coding region runs from base 837 to 6815 and encodes 1992 amino acids. NCBI's taxonomy places the organism in Eukaryota, Viridiplantae, Streptophyta, Magnoliopsida, Rosales, Rosaceae. Gene Ontology annotation, cellular component: nucleus. The transcript is spliced from 20 exons.
AAAAAAAAAAACAGAAACGUUUCUGAAUUACCAAUCAGCUCUUCAACUUCCAUUGGCCACAGCAGUACAGAGCACACUCUCUCUCUACUUUCUCUCUCUACACACUCUCUCUCGUACACUUUCUCUCUCUAUACGGAGAGAAACACAGCACGAGAGCUCUGUUGGUAUUUUUUUACAGACGUACACGCGGUUGUGUAGGCGUAGAUUCCUUUGCCCCCACUGCGUCAUAUAAUUUUAUCAAUAAAUAAAUGCCAUGAAAGCUCUCUCUCUCCCCACUGAAACCGCAUUUAUACACAGAGAUAGGGCCUUUUCCUAACCUUUUCCUCAUUUUUAUGUGUUGCUUUGGUUUGCCUAUAUUCUCUCCUCCUCCGGCGAUCUCAGACAUCCUCCGCCGCUCUUGAGAGAAUUCACCGGCUCAGCUGUCACCGGCAGGUUUCUCUCUUUGCUUUGGUAUUUAUUUCUGCUGAAAUUUUAAGCUGCUUUUUGUUUGUAAAGUUGGGAACUUUGCUGUGAUGGAAUUGAUGGGUUUUGAGUGUGUUGAUUUUGUGCGGAUUUUGAGGGCAUAAGUGGGAAAUUUGUGGAUUUUGGGCAGAUGUUCAGCUGUUGUUUUAGCCCUGUGGAUAUGUGGUCUACAGUGUACUGCUUUUGGAUUUCUGGGGAACCUAUAGAGAAUAAUUGCCAGAAAGAUAUGGUCUUGUAGUGUAAACUUAUUGAUUUCUGGGUGAAAUCGAAGGUUUCAUAUCUGGGUUUGUUUUAAUUCGUUGAAUUGGGGAUUUAUAUCUCGUGGAAUUGGAUUAUUGGCGUUAUAAAAAUUCUGAAGUUUUUGUGGAAUAUUUAUGGAGGCUUUUGGAGGCAGAGCUCGGAAUUUCUAUGUUCCGAUGGUGCCGGAUUUGAAGGGGGCUGGCAAAAAGAGUUUGGAAUGGGAUUUGAAUGAUUGGAAAUGGGAUGGAGAUCUUUUUACUGCUAGUCCUUUGAAUGCUGUACAAUCUGAUUGUAGGAGCAGGCAGUUGUUUCCUCUUGGGCUGCCGGAAACUCCCUCCACUGCUGGUUUGUCCAACAGUUCUUCUUCUGGUUCGGAUGGUAUCUGUCCUGGGAAUGAGAAAGGUAAAAGAGAGCUGGAGAAAAGAAGAAGGGCUAGUUUUGUAGAAAAUGAAGGGCUAAAUGAUGAAGUUGGGUCUCUUAAUCUCAAGCUUGGUGGGCAAGCUUACCCAAUCAUGGAAGGAGAGGUACAAAAUGGGAAGAAGACGAAGAUAGUUGGGACUACUUUAAACCGAGCAGUUUGUCAGGUGGAGGACUGUAAGGCUGAUCUUAGCAAUGCCAAGGAUUACCACCGAAGACAUAAGGUCUGUGAUAUGCAUUCUAAGGCAACUAAAGCGGUGGUGGGAAAUGUUUUGCAGCGGUUCUGUCAGCAGUGUAGCAGGUUUCAUGUCCUUCAAGAGUUUGAUGAAGGAAAGAGAAGUUGUCGUAGACGUUUGGCAGGCCACAAUAGGAGGAGAAGAAAAACACAUCCUGAUACCGUAGUUAAUGGAGGCUCAUUGAAUGAUGAAAGAGGAAGCAGUUAUCUAUUGAUUAGUUUGCUGAGAAUACUCUCCAACAUGCACUCUAAUAGUUCAGAUCAAACAAAGGAUCAGGAUUUGCUAUCUCAUCUUUUGAAGAAUCUAGCCAAUCUUUCUGGUACCGUUGAUGGAAGAAACAUGUCUGCAUUGCUUACAGCAUCUCAAGGUUUACUAAAUGGCGGGGCAUCAAUUCAGACUGCACAAAAGGUCCCAGAUACAGUUUCCAACGGCUGUGAACCAAGUAAGCCUUCUGUUUCAGCCUCUAAAAUGGAUGACUAUGUUAAUCGUGAGGACCCUUCAAGACCUAUACGACAGUGUUCUACAGUACCUGCAUCAGAUUUCAGGAGAAUAUCUUCAGUUGAUGCAGAUCAUGGAGGUCUACAAGUUGUUUCAGGUCUAAAUGCCACCAAGCCAUUUCCCUCAAGAGCCAGUGUUCCAUCCACAUCAGUUGCACCAGAAACUACAACGGGGAGGAUGCAGUUAACUGGCAUUGAUUUAAAUAAUACAUAUGACGAUUCCCAGGACCAUUUGGACAACCUAGGGAAUUCUAAUGCCCCUGUAAAUUCAGGGACAGUGGCUCAUGGUUUUCCCUUAUGGAUGCGGCAUGAUUCGCAAAAGUCUAGCCCACCUCAGACAAGUGGGACUUCAUGCUCAACUUCAUCAAGUUCUAGUGGAGAUGCUCAGAGUCGCACGGACCGUAUUGUUUUUAAACUCUUUGGAAAAGAUCCAAAUGAUCUUCCAUUUGUUCUACGAGCACAGAUUCUCGACUGGUUGUCCCACAGUCCUACAGACAUUGAAAGCUACAUAAGGCCAGGAUGUAUCAUUUUGACAGUUUACCUCCGUCUAGAAAAAUCCACGUGGGAGGAGCUCUGCUUUAAUCUGGGAUCCAUUAUGAAACAACUUUUACAUGCUGCCAACGAUCCUUUUUGGACAACAGGAUGGGUGUAUACUAGGGUACAACAUUCUGUAGCAUUUACGUACAAUGGUCAGGUUGUCUUAGACACACCCUUACCUCUGAAAAGCCAUAAAAAUUGCAGGAUAUCAUGCAUCAAACCAAUUGCAGUUUCUUUAUCCGAAAGAGCCGAAUUUGUAGUAAAGGGGUUUAAUCUUUCUCGUGCCACCACAAGGCUGCUCUGUGCUCUGGAAGGGAACUAUCUAGUCCAAGAAACUUGUUAUGACUUGAUGGAUGGUGCUGAUACAACCGUUGCAAAUGAUCAGCUACAGUGCCUCAGAUUCUCCUGCUCUAUACCCAUUGUUACUGGCCGGGGACUCAUUGAGGUUGAAGACCAUGGUCUCAGCGGCUGCUUCUUUCCAUUUAUAGUUGCCGAGCAGGAAGUAUGUUCAGAGAUUUGUACCCUGGAGGGUGCGAUUGAGGUGGCUGAGACUGCAGAUAAUAUCCAGACAGAACCUGAAAAGUUGGAAGCCAAGAACCAAGCGUUGGACUUUGUACAUGAAUUGGGUUGGCUCCUUCACAGAUGUCACACUAAAUUUAGACUUGGCCACAGGGAUCCCAACCUAGAACUAUUUUCUUUUAGACGGUUCAGGUUGCUUAUGGAGUUUUCCAUGGACCGUGAUUGGUGUGCUGUAGUGAAGAAACUCCUGGGCAUUCUCCUUGAGGGUACCGUUGACGCUGGAGAACAUCCUUCUAUUGAGCUUGCGUUAUUGGAUAUGAGCCUCCUCCACGGAGCCGUGCGAAGAAAGUGCAGGCCUAUGGUGGAACUCUUGUUAAGAUUUGUCCUAGACAAAGGGUUAGAUAAAACAGGAUCCGAGCACAGGCAACAAGUUGACGGGGAUGGCAGCAACUUCUUAUUUAAACCCGAUGCAGUUGGGCCCAUGGGAUUGACUCCUCUUCAUGUUGCAGCCAGUACUGAUGGAUGUGAGAACAUAUUGGAUGCCUUAACUGAUGAUCCUGGAAAGGUGGGAAUUGAAGCGUGGAAAAAUGCUCGAGACAGUACAGGAUUGACACCUAAUGAUUAUGCAUUCCUGCGAGGCCGCUACACCUAUGUCCAAAUUGUCCAGCGGAAAAUCAACAAGAAACAUGAAAGCGGGCACGUGGUGCUUGAUAUCCCUGGCGUUAUCUUAGACAGCAGCAGCAAGCAGAAACAAUUAGAUGGGCAUAAGUCCUCAAAAGUCUCCAGAUUGGAGACCGAAAGGAUCGAUAUGAAAGCAAUGCAGGCACAUUGCAAGCUAUGUGAAAUGAAACUAGCAUAUGGAAACACAAGGUCGCUUGUGUACAGGCCGGCAAUGCUGUCAAUGGUAACCAUUGCUGCUGUCUGUGUUUGCGUGGCCUUGCUCUUCAAAAGCUCGCCUGAAUCUGAAUUUGGAGGAAAGGCUCGCAAUUUUGGUGGUGUGAUGGUGCCGGAUUUGAAGGGGGUUGGGAAAAAGAGUUUGGAAUGGGAUUUGAAUGAUUUUAAAUGGGAUGGUGAUCUUUUUACUGCUAGUCCAUUGAAUUCUACACCAUCUGAUGGUAGGAGUAGGCAGUUGUUUCCGGCCAGGCCAGAAACUCCGUCGGAUGCUGGUUUGUCCAACAGUUCUUCUUCUGGUUCGGAUAAUAUCAGUCCGGGGAAUGAGAAAGAUAAAAGAGAAUUGGAGAAACGGAGAAGGGAUGUUUUUGUGGAAAACCGAGAGUUGAAUGAUGAAGCUGCGUCUCUGAAUCUUAAACUUGGCGGGCAAACUUACCCCAUUAUGGAAGAAGAAGUACAAACCGGGAAGAAAACAAAGACAAUUGGGACUACUUCAAACCGUGCAGUUUGUCAGGUGGAGGACUGUAAGGCUGAUCUUAGCAAUGCCAAGGAUUAUCACCGGAGGCAUAAGGUCUGUGAUAUGCAUUCUAAGGCAACUAAAGCGCUGGUUGGAAGUGUUAUGCAGCGGUUCUGUCAACAGUGUAGCAGGUUUCAUGCUCUUCAAGAGUUUGAUGAAGGGAAGAGAAGUUGCCGUAGGCGUUUGGCUGGCCAUAAUAGGAGGAGAAGAAAAGCACAUCCUGAUACUGCAGUUAAUGGAGGCUCUUUAAACAAUGAAAGCGGAAGCAGUUAUCUAUUGAUUAGCUUGCUGAGAAUACUCUCAAAUAUGCACUCUAGUAGUUCUGAUCAAACAAAGGAUCAGGAUGUCGUAUCUCAUUUGUUGAGGAGCUUAGCCAAUGUUGCUGAUACGGCUGAUGGAAGAAACAUAUCUACAUUGCUGCAGGGAUCUCAAGGUUUAUUUAACAGUGGGACAUCUGUCCAGACUGCACGAAAGGUUCUAGAUAUGAAUGCUGGUGUUAAUACUGAGGACCCUUUAAGGUCUAAAGGACACUGUCCGAUACUACCUGUGUCAAGAGACAGUUCUGAAUCCAAAUCAGUUACACCGGAAGCUGCAAGUAGAAGGUUCCAGUUAAAUGACAUUGAUUUAAACAAUACAUACGAUGAUUCACAGGACUAUGUAGAGAACCUAGGGAAUUCUCAUGUUCCUGCAAGUCCAGGCACUGCAUCUCUUGGUUUUCCUUCAUGGAUGCAGCGUGAUUCUCAUAAAUCAAGUCCACCUCAGACAAGCGGGAAUUCAGACUUAACUUCUACUCAGUCACCAUCAAGUUCUAGUGGAGAAGCUCAGAGUCACACAGACCGAAUUGUUUUUAAACUAUUUGGAAAAGACCCUAAUGAACUUCCACUUGCUCUGCGAUCACAGAUCCUUGACUGGUUAUCUCACAGCCCUACCAACAUUGAAAGCUACAUAAGGCCGGGCUGUAUCAUUUUGACAAUUUACCUUCGUCUAGAAAAAUCCACGUGGGAGGAGUUCUGUUGUCAUCUGGGAUCCAGUUUGAAAACACUUCUUGAUGCUGCGGAUGAUCCUUUUUGGAGAACAGGAUGGGUGUAUACAAGGGUGCAAGAUUUUGUAGCAUUUACAUACAAUGGUGAAGUUGUGUUAGACACACCCUUGCCUCUUAAAAGCAAUAAAAGUUGCAGGAUAUCAUGCAUCAAACCAAUUGCGAUCUCCUUAUCUGAGAGAGCUGAAUUUGUAGUAAAAGGCUUUAACCUUUCUAGUUCCACCACAAGGUUACUCUGUGCUCUAGAAGGGAAGUAUCUGGCUCAAGAAACUUGUUAUGACUUGUUGGAUGAUGCGGAUAGCACUGUUGAGGAUGACGAACAGCAAUGCCUUAAAUUCUCCUGCUCUAUACCAAAUGUUACUGGGCGAGGAUUCAUUGAGGUUGAAGAUCAUGGUCUUAGCAGUAGCUUCUUUCCAUUUAUAGUUGCAGAGCAGGAAGUAUGCUCUGAGAUUUGUAUGCUGGAAGAUGUGAUUGAGGUGUCCGAGACUGAUGAUGAUAUCCAAUCUGGACCUGAAAAAGUGGAAGCUAAGAACCAAGCCUUGGACUUUAUACAUGAAUUGGGUUGGCUCCUACAUAGAAGUCGCGUUAAGUUUAGACUGGGUCAAUUGGAUCCCAAUCUAGAUACAUUUCCCUCUGGACGGUUCAGAUUGCUCAUGGAGUUCUCCAUUGACCAUGAUUGGUGUGCUGUGGUGAAGAAACUCUUGGGCAUUCUGUUUGAUGGUACUGUCGACGCUGGAGAGCAUCCUUCCCUUGAGUCUGCACUACUGGAUAUGGGCCUCCUCCACAGAGCUGUGCGAAUCAAUAGCAGGCGUAUGGUGGAAUUCUUGUUAAGAUUUGUCCCAGGUUUAACAGGAUCUGAGCAGAAGGAACAAGUUGACAGGGAUGGCAACAGUUUCUUGUUUAAACCUGAUGUUGUUGGGCCCAUGGGGUUGACUCCUCUUCAUAUUGCCGCCAGUACUGAUGGCUGUGAGCAAGUAUUGGAUGCCUUAACGGAUGAUCCUGGAAAGGUGGGAAUUAAAGCAUGGAAAAACGCUCGAGACAGCAGAGGAUUGACACCAUACGAUUAUGCAUGCCUUCGAAGCCGCUACUCCUAUGUCCAUAUAGUUCAGCGGAAAAUCAGCAAUACACUGGAAAGGGGGUAUGUGGUGCUUGACAUCCCUGGCCUCACGUUAGACAGAAAUGGAAAGCAGAAGCAAUCGGAUGCGCAUAAAUCAUCAAGAGUAGCCAGCUUGGAAACUGAAAAGAAUGAAAUAAAAGCAAUCUUACGACACUGCAGGUUAUGUGAACAUAAACCAGCUUAUAGCACCACACGGUCACUUGUGUACAGGCCGGCAAUGCUGUCAAUGGUGGCUGUCGCUGCUGUCUGCGUUUGCGUGGCCUUGCUCUUUAAAAGCAAUCCGGAAGUUGUUUUCGUGUUGGAGCCAUUCCGGUGGGAACACUUGAAGUUUGGUUCAAGCUAAGGUUAUAGUUUACAUGUAUUAAUUUAUAGUGACUCUGGUUAUACAUAGACCAUUUCUUUUCACGUAGAUAGGAGUAUAUUUUAUAUCUGAUUUUUAUAUGUAUAUCUAGGGCCGCUCAAGCCAACACGACUCUUCGCUUUGCGAGGGUCGGGAACGACUAUCGUAUCUGUAUUUGUAUACCUAAGCUUCCAAAAUAAACAUGGGCUGCUAUGGAUUUUGGCCCACCAGGUUUGAUUGUGUUUGUAUUUGUAUAACAGUGUUACAAACUGGAUGACACAUAAUUUAUCUGUUUGAUUUUUCUUUUC